Molecule: messenger RNA, 2925 nt
Organism: Linum tenue
Lineage: Eukaryota; Viridiplantae; Streptophyta; Magnoliopsida; Malpighiales; Linaceae
Source: the annotation of a GenBank genome assembly
CCAACCCCCCACACCUUCCUUCUUUUAGAAGAAUAUAUAUAAUAUAAUUUCCGCCGGUCUCCUCUGUUUUCCUUAUUCAUUCCCCCAUCUUUGCUGGAAACCAAACCAGAGAGAUCUAAAUCCCUGACGUGGUCUCCUUCUGUCAGCUCUAUCUCCAUCCCCCAUCCCUUUCUCAAUAUCAAUCCUAUCGCCAUUUGCGCUUCUCGAGACAACACACCAACUCUCUCCCCCCAUACCUUAUCGCCAUUGUUAUAAGAUCUCUCGCCAAACCGAACGAUCACUCCCACGUUUAUCUCUUAAAAGGAUAAGGCUCCUUCUCCAGUUUAUCCAUUCCCUUUUCCUAUUUCCAGGUAAUUUACUCAUUUAUCGCUGCCUGUCUUUGUGCUUGUUAGGAUGGUUUCCCAGUUUAGAUCUCACUGCAUUUCCCGCGGUUCACCGCCACAGUUUUUUUUUUUUGGGUAGUUUUUAUGGCACUUCUCCUGCAUCGUAUGCAGAGGUCAAGUUUGAUGAAUUCUGCGUAGUUGGGUGAGAAUCUAGAUCUAGCUGAAUGUUAUUUCUUUCCUCUUGUAAAUUGACGAGUUGUUGAAUUUUUUGGAUCUGGUUAUAGCAUUUGGACGUGGAUUUGAGUCUGUCUCUAUCUGUUUGGGAGAGAAGUUGAUGCUCUAUCUUGAUUUUAGUUGGUAAUUUGUCAAUCUCUUGAUAAAUCGAAUUGGAUGCCUAAUGAAAUGAGCAAUGGAAUGAUGAAUUUGUAGGAAGGAUUUGAUGAAAGCUCUCUGGCUCUAUUAUUAUUAUUAUUAUUAUUAUUUUUUUUUUUUUUUUUGGUGGGUUAGGUAGGUGGAGAUUUUGCUAGUUGUUUUAGAGAUAUCUUCCAUUGUCAGAAAGUGGUGUUGAACAGGAUAAGUCAACUGUUUUUCCCACCUUACCUGUCUAUCCAUUCAUUUCAAAGACUACCCUUCUUUUUGGUUGUUGAAUGAAGAUGUGAAUUGUUGGGAUUAGAGUUUACACCUCAAUUGAUCUUCUCCCUUUUGUGUGGUUCUGCAGUUGUCAUCUGCUUCCAGUAAAAUGGAAGUCACAGGAGGCUAAGUUGUUGCAUAUUCUACGGGCUUUGUUUGAAACCUUGGGCAAUGUGUCAGGGCAGAGACCACGUUGGAGGAUUAGGUAGUACUGCAAGUAGGGUAAAUUUGAGCAACAAUUCCAAGAGCAGCAGAACUUCUGGUAUGGAAUAUGAAUCAGACUGGGUAAGACACGGGAAAUCAUCGGAAUUAGCUGCUCAAGUGAUUCGAUCUGCAACUUGUUUCAUGGCUUGGUCCUGUAAGAUUCCUAUAGGUGACGGUUAUCACGAAUUUCUUUAGCUCGAACAGAAAAGAUCUUUCAUUUACAAAGCAUUGAUAGAGUUCUCAGGGAGAUAUAAAAGUCUUUUUUCUUCAAUCCAUAUCUCUCCUGAUUCGCUUGAGAAAUGGCGGAUGUUAUGUGUGCCAACAAGAUGUAUACUGGAACAAAGUUGUCCUUCUCAAGAUCAUUCAUGCACAAUAAGGCCACUCGUUCGAAGAGCAGCCCUAGAUUGGUUACUAAUGAAGACGACUGCUCGAUGCUACCCGGGCUACCUGAUGAUGUGGCGAAGUAUUGCCUGGCACUGGUUCCUCGUCCUAGCUUCCCAGCCAUGGGUGCUGUAUGCAGGAGGUGGAGGUCAUAUAUCAAAAGCAAAGAGUUCAUUACUGUGAGGAAGUUAGCUGGUUUGCUCGAGGAAUGGCUGUAUGUCUUGCUUCUGGAUUCUGGAGGAAAGAGAAGCCACUGGGAGGUGUUGGAUUCUUGUGGCAAUAAACAUCGGGUUCUUCCCCAGAUGCCUGGCCUUGUUAAGGCUGGGUUUGGUGUAGUUGUUCUGAAUGGAAAGCUACUUGUCAUGGCUGGCUAUUCAACUGCUGAUGAUGGGGCAAACUGUGCCUCUGAUGAAGUUUACGAAUAUGAUUCAAGUCUGAACAGUUGGAGCAAAUUAUCAAACAUGAACGCUCCUCGCUAUGAUUUUGCUUGCACGGAGGUCAAUGGCAAAGUCUACGCAGCUGGUGGUUGUGGCAUUGAUGGCGAUUGCCUUUCCAGCGUAGAAAUGUACGACCCGGAGACGGCCAAAUGGACCCUGAUAGAGUCUCUCCGUCGCCCGAGAUGGGGUUGCUUCGGCUGCAACUUUGACGGGAAGCUUUACGUCAUGGGAGGAAGGUCGAGCUUCACAAUUGGUAACUCCAAGUUCGUCGACGUUUAUAACCCCGAUAUGCAAUCCUGGGGCCAGCUGAAGAAUGGUUGCGUCAUGGUCACAGCACAUGCUGUACUCAAGAAGAAGCUCUUCUGUAUGGAGUGGAAGAACCAGCGAAAACUGGCGAUAUUCGACCCAGAGGACAACUCCUGGAAGAUGGUACCCUUGCCAUUGACCGGGAGCUCCACAGUAGGGUUCCGGUUUGGGAUCCUCAACGGGAAACUUCUGUUGCUGGCUAUGGAGGAUGACCCGAGUUACAAGACCUUGCUGUAUGAUCCUAAAGCUCCAUCUGGCUCAGAGUGGCAGACUUCUGAGAUAAAGCUGUCUGGCUUGUGCUUAUGUAGCGUGACCAUCAAGGCAUGAUAUGAAUGGAGUUCUUGAUCUAAAGCUAAAGUCUGCAGUUUAUUGUUGAUGCAUUAGUUAAUUCAGAUCAGGCUGCGACUUGUUUUCUGGAUUUUUUUUAUUCUGUUGUAAUCUCCAGUUUGAAGAGGUGUCUCGACUCUGUUGUUGCAUUAAUCAUUAGUUUCAAGUGUUCGUUGUAUUUUGUAUUCUGUUGUGAACUUAUGAAUAGUGGUUAACUGGUUAUAGAGAAGAAAUCUGGAAUGAUGAUUUGGCUUGUCUUUGCAGACGAUGGGAAUAUACAAGAAUGAUUCACUGUAUUGAUUUAAUUGAAGGUUGGG